CCCUCGUCACCGCGCCGCCAUGCCGGGCCGCCUGCUGCGGGCGCUGUGGCAGCGAUGGCACCGAUACAAGUACCGCUUUGUCCCCUGGAUCGCACUGAACCUCAGCCACAACCCGAGGACCCUUCGACAUGUUCCAGAGGAAUCCAAAGACAAAGUUAUCUCAGAUGAAGAUGUCCUAGAAACGUUACUGAAAGUAUUCCAGGCUCUGUUCUUAAAUGAGUUCAGUAAACAAUCAGCUAUUUUGACUAUGCUUCCAGAAUCUGUUAAGUCAAAAUAUCAAGACCUACUGCCAAUGCAGCAUCCAAGGGACAAUCUGCUUGAAACAAAACAUGAACAGCAAAAUAUUUUUAAACCAGAAGAAAUUCUUUAUAAGACAUUGGGUUUCAGUAUUACCCGAGCAACUAGUUCAUUGAUUUCUGCAGGAAGAGGUGUCUUCAUUACUAAAGGAUUGGUACCAAAAGGCGCGGUUGUAUCUAUGUAUCCUGGUACAGUAUAUCAGAAGUAUGAGCCAGUCUUUUUCCAGUCCAUUGGAAAUCCAUUUAUUUUUAGAUGCGUGGAUGGGGUACUCAUUGAUGGAAAUGAUAAAGGAAUAUCAAAAGUUGUAUACAGAUCUUGUAGUGGGAGAGAUCGACUUGGCCCUUUAAAAAUGAGUGAUAGUACAUGGCUAACAUCAGAGCUUCAUAAUCCACUGGCUGUGGGACAGUAUGUCAACAAUUGUUCUAACUACAGAGUAGCUAAUGUCUGCUACCAGGAAUUCGAUAUGCCUGCAAUUUUCCCUAUAGAACUGAAGCAAUAUAUUCCAAACAUUGCCUACAACUAUAAUGAACAAAGGCCACUUCGAUGUGUUGUUCUUGUUGCACUUAGAGACAUCAACCAAGGAGAAGAGCUUUUUUCAAACUACUAUACAAUUAUCAGCUGACUUCUUGAAUUGUAAACUAGAUUUUUCUGCCUUGCUUUUAAUUCUGUUUUUUGUUAAUCACUUAAGUGUCACCUGCCAAACAAAUAUUUUGAGACCUAAUUGGAACAGGGACUUUAAUUUUUGAAUUGUAUUAAAUUUAUGUUCUAAUUUCAAUGUAAAA
This is a messenger RNA of Dipodomys spectabilis (banner-tailed kangaroo rat), 1079 nucleotides long. RefSeq names its product SET domain containing 9 (gene Setd9). Gene Ontology annotation, molecular function: protein binding. The transcript is spliced from 6 exons. NCBI's taxonomy places the organism in Eukaryota, Metazoa, Chordata, Mammalia, Rodentia, Heteromyidae. The record is from RefSeq and is a predicted model, not a curated record. Bases 20 to 919 code for a protein of 299 amino acids.